Molecule: messenger RNA, 1736 nt
Organism: Hyposmocoma kahamanoa
Lineage: Eukaryota; Metazoa; Arthropoda; Insecta; Lepidoptera; Cosmopterigidae
Gene: rdx
Product: protein roadkill
Exons: 8
Coding region: 225-1499 (424 amino acids)
Biological process (GO): proteasome-mediated ubiquitin-dependent protein catabolic process; regulation of proteolysis
Cellular component (GO): cytoplasm; nucleus
Molecular function (GO): ubiquitin protein ligase binding
Source: RefSeq, a predicted model, not a curated record
GGCCGAUUCCAGUCGCUCGUCAGCCGCCGAGUGCACCGAGCGUCUGUCACGCCCUUGCGCGCAAUCUCCCAGCCAUGUGGUGAAGUGAAACUGUCAAACGUAAAAUACAUUUCAUAUACCGGUGUCGUUCGGUUCGGUUUGGUUUUGAUUGCACUUUUUACUUGUUGUGAUUUGUGUUGACGAAAGUGUUGUCAUUGUGGAAAUUUGGAUUACACGAACGAAUAAUGGCCUUAGCCAGGUAUAAUCAGCAAACCGCCCGCUCCUCUUGGUUGAAGCUCGGUUCAGGCAACGAGUGCGGCGGUGGAGGGUCGGGCGGCGGCGCGCCGGCCCCGCAGUCGGCGCGCGUGUCAUCCAACGGCGCCGGCGGCAUGGCGGUGAGCCGCGUGCCCAGCCCGCUGCACGACGGGAACACGCCCGUCGCAGAGAACUGGUGCUUCACACAGGUCAAAGUGGUGAAAUUCAGUUACAUGUGGACAAUAAACAAUUUUAGUUUUUGUAGAGAGGAGAUGGGUGAAGUGUUAAAAUCAUCGACUUUCUCAGCCGGUGCUAGUGAUAAAUUAAAGUGGUGUCUCCGCGUAAAUCCAAAAGGACUCGAUGAAGAGAGCAAAGACUACUUAUCGUUAUAUCUAUUAUUAGUGUCGUGUAAUAAAUCAGAAGUGCGUGCAAAGUUCAAGUUCUCAAUAUUAAACGCGAAACGGGAAGAAACCAAGGCGAUGGAGUCACAGCGAGCAUACAGAUUCGUCCAAGGAAAGGACUGGGGAUUCAAAAAAUUCAUCAGAAGAGAUUUCCUGCUAGACGAAGCAAACGGUCUUUUACCCGAAGACAAGCUGACGAUAUUCUGUGAGGUGUCAGUAGUAGCGGAUAGUAUCAAUAUCAGUGGGCAGAGUAACGUCGUCCAGUUCAAAGUACCAGAGUGCCGGCUAUCAGACGAUUUGGGAGCCCUAUUUGACAAUGAGAGGUUCUCUGACGUCACACUCGCAGUCGGCGGUCGGGAGUUCCAAGCGCAUAAAGCUAUAUUAGCAGCGCGGAGUCCGGUGUUCGCGGCGAUGUUCGAGCACGAGAUGGAGGAGCGCAAGCGCAACCGCGUGGACAUCACCGACGUGGACCACGAAGUGCUGCGCGAGAUGCUGCGCUUCAUCUACACAGGCCGCGCGCCCAAUCUCGACAAGAUGGCUGAUGAUUUACUUGCCGCUGCUGAUAAGUACGCGUUGGAGCGGUUAAAAGUGAUGUGCGAAGAGGCGCUAUGCCUCAGUCUGUCGGUGGAGACAGCGGCCGACACCCUCAUCCUCGCCGACCUUCACUCCGCAGACCAGCUCAAAGCGCAAACCAUUGACUUUAUCAACACGAGUCACGCGACGGACGUGAUGGACACGGCGGGGUGGAAGAACAUGAUCUCGUCGCACCCGCACCUGAUUGCCGAGGCGUUCCGCGCGCUGGCCACGCAGCAGCAGCAGAUCCCGCCCAUUGGGCCGCCGCGCAAGCGCGUCAAGCAGGCCUAAUCCGGCCGCUCUCAUACCAAAGACACGCCACUCGGCGCGCUAAGGCCACCGGCGCAUCUAGCUCGAAAAACGCGACUCAACUUGCGCACGCGCAACCCCAGCCGCGCCUUUUUCAUCUAGAUUUGCCCCAAGCGAGUCCGCGCCGGCUGAGCCAAGGUGGAUGUGUUCGUAUCAUUAGUGGAUCCUCGGAUUCAACCCUUCGUUUACUAUGAUUGAUCUCAAGACGAUAUUCGAUCC